Molecule: messenger RNA, 564 nt
Organism: Dichotomopilus funicola
Lineage: Eukaryota; Fungi; Ascomycota; Sordariomycetes; Sordariales; Chaetomiaceae
Exons: 2
Coding region: 1-564 (187 amino acids)
Source: RefSeq, a predicted model, not a curated record
AUGGCCAACGACCAACACCACCACGCCGAUAACCACAACAUCGAAACCGACCCGGCCUUCGACGCCCAAUUUUCUCAUCUUUCCAUGUCCGCCAGCGCGUCUACCGCUCCGAUGGGCCACGACACCUAUGACACCACUGCUGCCGCCCAGCACUGGCCAGACCACAGCGUCCCGCUAGAUCCCAAUAAUACAACAACCGCAGCAGGUUAUCAACUCCCGUACGGAGCAUCUUCGGCUGACGCAGUCCUUGCGGCCCAGGUCGGCGACGCAACCCACGAUCAUCAGUAUUCCUAUGUGCAACAGUACCACGAUCAUCAGCAACAGCAACAACAACAGCAACACAGCAACCACAAACACCAGCAUAACCACUACCCACCUCGACAGUGCGAGUACUGCGACGUUAGCAAGGCUGAAAUGAAAGACCUGUAUCGACACAUGUGGGCACGCCACCCGGAUGCCGCGAGGGCGCUGAAAAUUCCGAAGGAGGAAGAUACUUGCAAUGUGUGCGGGUAUUCUGGGAGGACGGAUAAUGUUAAGCGUCACCGGGAGAAGAAGCAACAUUAA